Molecule: messenger RNA, 3344 nt
Organism: Phymastichus coffea
Lineage: Eukaryota; Metazoa; Arthropoda; Insecta; Hymenoptera; Eulophidae
Gene: Mlp84B
Product: muscle LIM protein Mlp84B
Exons: 9
Coding region: 165-1649 (494 amino acids)
Biological process (GO): muscle tissue development; sarcomere organization
Cellular component (GO): cytoplasm; Z disc; nucleus
Molecular function (GO): structural constituent of muscle; actinin binding
Source: RefSeq, a predicted model, not a curated record
GCCUCCGGUGCACACGUGCCGUGUGCAAAGAUCUGUAUGACUAGGCCGUGACCGAGCCGAGCGGCGCCAUUCGAUAUCCAGUAUUAGUGUGCGGUGUUUGUCCAAGAGAAGAGAAAGAGAUUAUUCAAGUGCGCGAGACAUAGACGAUUUGACACACAGACAAAAUGCCUUACAAACCAAUCGAACAAGUGAAAUGCCCGAAGUGCGGAAAGUCAGUCUACGCCGCCGAGGAGCGCGUAGCCGGUGGACUUAAAUGGCACAAGAUGUGCUUCAAAUGCGGCCUUUGCGGCAAGUUGCUCGACUCGACAAACUGCAGCGAGCACGAGGGUGAGCUCUACUGCAGAACCUGCCACGGACGCAAGUUUGGACCCAAGGGUUACGGAUUCGGUGGUGGUGCUGGAUGCCUCUCCAUGGACCAGGGAGAUCAUUUGGCUCACCAGGAAUACAGAGGUACGAAUGCAAUGAUGGAGCCCCGCGCCAUCGCCAAGGCACCCGAGGGUGAGGGAUGCCCCCGCUGUGGCGGCUACGUUUACGCUGCCGAGCAGAUGCUCGCCAGAGGAAGGCCAUGGCACAGGGAAUGCUUUAAGUGUGGCUUCUGCUUCAAGAGACUAGAUUCGGUCAACUGCUGCGAGGGUCCCGACAAGGAUAUCUAUUGCAAAGUGUGCUACGCAAAGAAGUUCGGUCCGAAGGGCUACGGCUACGGCCAAGGUGGUGGUGCUCUCCAAAGCGAUUGUUACGCCAACGGGUUUGUUAGUGAUGCUGCUCCACGCACGACGACCGUGGAUACGGCCACGAUCCAAGCGCCACCGGGCAAAGGUUGUCCUCGCUGUGGCGGCGUCGUAUUCGCCGCUGAACAGGUGCUCUCCAAGGGUCGCGAAUGGCACCGAAAGUGUUACAAGUGCAGGGACUGCACCAAGACUCUUGAUUCGAUCAUAGCCUGCGACGGUCCCGAUAAGGACGUUUACUGCAAGACUUGCUACGGCAAAAAGUGGGGACCUCAUGGUUACGGUUUUGCCUGCGGCUCCGGAUUCUUGCAGACCGAUGGCGUCAGCGAGGAAGAUUUAAUAGCGAGCAGGCCAUUCUACAACCCCGACACGACGUCGAUCAAGGCGCCAGCAGGCCAGGGUUGUCCCCGCUGCGGCGGCAUGGUAUUCGCCGCCGAGCAGCAGCUCGCCAAAGGUACGAUGUGGCACAAGAAGUGCUUCAACUGCGCCGAGUGCCACAGGCCACUCGACUCGAUGCUCGCCUGCGACGGACCCGACAAGGAGAUCCACUGCCGCGCCUGCUACGGCAAACUCUUCGGACCCAAGGGAUUUGGAUUCGGACACACGCCUACCCUCGUUUCCACCGACCCCGAUCACGCGCCUUCAUAUCUCGAGCCGAAGCCAGAGUUGGGCUCGAAGGCGCGCGACGGCGAGGGCUGCUCUCGCUGCGGCUACCCUGUCUACGCCGCCGAGCAAAUGAUCUCGAAGAACCGCGUCUGGCACAAGAGGUGCUUCAGCUGCGGCGCCUGCCACCGCUCGCUCGACUCGACGAACCUCAACGACGGACCCGACGGCGACAUCUACUGUCGCGGCUGCUACGGCAGGAACUUCGGACCACGCGGCGUUGGCUUCGGCAUGGGCGCCGGCACACUCACCAUGGCCUAAACAGCUCCUUCCAAUCGUUAAACGACGGCUGACCGUCCUUCCUUUUCCCCGAUCGCGUGCACUAUCGCGUGAUUCGAGAUUCUAGCGACGAAAAGGAGGGCGCCCAUGGAAGAUCGCCCAAAAAAACCACAGACAGCGCGAACUUGACGCCCGAACAGGUGCUUUUUCUUUUCUUUUCUUUCUUUUGCCCGAGUAUACAUAGGUACUAUUUACACGCGUCAUUGUUGUACUAGAGCACACUAAAUAACAUAGGAUAUUGUUGACGAACUCGAGCGAACAAUCCACGACGCAAUUCAAACGUCGCGAUUAUAAUGUGAAUGAAAAUAUUGCUGUAUUUUACUCAUGAUAUUAUAAAUAUUCCACCCUUUGAUCCUCCGAUGACGGCUCUAUCUGUAUUUGAUAUGAAGUAAAGAAAUUAAGGGGGGGCGAGGAGUAUUGAGUUAUAAAUACGGUGACAAAAAAAUAUAUUAACUAACGAACGAAUUUUUUGUUAUUACGGUCAUUGGAUCCGAAGUCUUUACAUUACUUAUUUGAGAAAUCUAGUAGAACUGGAUACGGUAGGAUUGUACGAACGAGAGAUGCUUCCGUACAAUAAAAUUUCUUUUGGCAUCUAAAUUGGUACGGUAAGGUAUGGAAAUAAGGUUUUCAACGUCUUUCUUUUUUUUUUUAAUUCGCUCAAUAAUUUAUUUCACUCUAAAAUAUUGAUAAACAAUAGAUUUUUCUCUUGAUGUAAGAAUAUUUUAUUUUAAGAGCGAUAUUUGUGCUCUAAAAUGACUUCGGGUAAGUUCUACGGAAUUUUUUCGACAGGAAAAAUUGUUUUAUUCAUCAUCGAAUUAACGAAAUAAAUUCCGGGCUACCCGUAACUUUUUUUAUUUACGGAGCCUUGCGAUAUUCAAAAAACGACGAAAAUAAUUGACGAUGAGAAAAGAAAUAUUCAUUCUAAUGCUGAUCAUAAAGUUUCUUUUCUUUUCACGGUUCAUUUUUAACAUUCAUUCGCUUAAUCAUCAUCUUCAUCGCGUGUCACACCUUUGAUUUUUCUAAUUUCCCAUUUUUGCCCUUAGAUUCCAUUCAUCAUUAUAUUAAUUCUUUUAUUUUAUUUUAUUUUAAAAUAACUAGAUUGAAUAACUUUUGAGUUUUUACUGGAAUGUUGUGUUGCUCGGAAGUAUCAAUGUUGGAAACUUGUAACUGAAACUUUAUAUAAAAAAUAUAUAGAAGUUAGUAAAAAAGUUUCCGGGAGUAAUGAGCAACGAAGGAUCAAGAAAAUUACGGGGAUUACUCGGUGUCACCGAUUUUUACUUGAAAAAAAAAAAAAAAAAAAAAAAAAACAGACAUUUUUGUACUCCGCUGCUAUCAUAGAUGUUGAUAGCUACCCAACUUGUCCAUAGCUAAAAUUGAAAAAAAAAGCAAAUAGUAAAACCGGUGUAGCUCUUUUGCACUGCUUGUAAUCUAUUUUUGCAAUUUUCUUGGGAAUUUUUGUUGUUCUCAUUGGUCAAUGAAGCAACAGCGACAAAAUAUGAAGAAACUCAAGAUUUAACGAUGACGUUGUGAAUAUAUGAUAGAUCGUUUUAUUAUGAUUUACACUCGUAACUGCACUGUAAGUAUAUCAUCUCAUCCAGAGCGUAAUUUAAUGUAACUACGACUAAGAAUGAGAAUUGAUUUAUUUUAAAUGAAUAUAUCAAUAAAAAAAAUUUUAAA